GUCAAGGUGAGGCUGUCAAAGUAAAGAUUUCCGGGGAUGGUGCUCGCAUGACGAGAAACUCAAAUUUCAUUUUGAUGAGCUUUGCAUUAGUAGAAUCAGACCAUGAUGCAAUGGCAGCAAAAGGCAACCAUACUAUAGGGGUUGUUAAUGGGAAAGAAGACUACGAAACAUUGAAAACAUGCUUUAGAGACAUACUCGCUGACAUCGACAAACUAGUGGAAGAAAAGAAUAUAAAAGUGAAUGGAAAGCAAAUCAAUUUGGAUUUCUUCUUAGGUGGUGAUUAUAAUUUUUUGCUCGUGUUGAUGGGUCUUAGUGGUGCGACAUCCAAUCAUGCAUGCUUAUAGUGCAAAGUGCACAAAGAUGAACUAUGGAACAUGUUGUAUAACAUUCAGUACUUCAACUCACCGGAAAUGAAGAGGGAUUUAAAGGAUUUGAGGGAAUCAGCAGAAAAGAAAUCAGGAAAUUACUGUUGUGUGAAUCCUCCACUGCUCAAUAUAGAAUUAGACCAUAUCAUACCAGAUGAAUUGCACUUAUUACUUAGAAUAAUGGAUGUUUUAACUGGGAAUUUGGUGGCUGAUGCUGUAGAAUGGGAUAGGAGUGACAACUGGAAUAAGAAGAAAAGUGAACGAAAAAAUACUCAUGUAAUUGAACUGACAGAAACAAUAAGAGCAUGUUGGUAUUUCUUUCGACAUAUGGGAGAAGACCAAUGCUGA
Molecule: messenger RNA, 713 nt
Organism: Paramuricea clavata
Lineage: Eukaryota; Metazoa; Cnidaria; Anthozoa; Malacalcyonacea; Plexauridae
Source: the annotation of a GenBank genome assembly